AUGACGACACUGCAACUGUCCCGGUCAAAUGUGACCGAAGAUGGAUAUCUCCGAUACGUCAAGGACAGCUGCUUUGUUAAGGGAGAGGCUAUUUCUUGUGUCAAGUACAAGGGCCUCAAAGUCAUCAAGGAAACCUUUUUUGGAGAUAACAACAACGAAACGAUUACGACAAACCUAUUCAGUCUGGUCCCGUUAGAUGUGGAAACCAUCAAGAGCUUAGGCGUGAAGAAAACAGUAAGGGACGUAAAACCAAGAGGGUUCUUGUCUGAAUGGGCCGAGUUUGCCAAGUACUUGAUGCGGCUCGUGCAGGACUUCCUGAACGUCAAAGGUCUGAAGGUGGAAAUACCAGAGGGAGCCAGAACCGUGGAGGAGGAAACGACUGAUGAUGGUCGUGGUAAAAAGAAGAAGUUGGCUGUUGUAAUACCGCUGCUAACGUUGCUCGCUGUGAUCAAGAGCAAGUUCUUGCUGCUUCCAAUCCUGCUGGCAGUAAUGCUAAUCAAGAAGCUACUGCUGGCAGCUGCUUUCCUCCUGCCGAAUCUACUGAGCACAUUAAAGGCUUGCAAACACCACUCCAUGCCGCAUUAUUCCUAUUUCGGCAGCUCCGAUAGCAGCGACUUCAAUUCGGACUACGGCAGCAGCUACGCCUACUCCUCGGGAGCAGGGGGAAAAGACUGGGCGUCGAACCGAGCGUAUUCUCCGAAGAACAGGCCGUCACCAGCCCCUAUGUACAUUACAGCCCCGGGAGCUGUUGCUUAA
Molecule: messenger RNA, 756 nt
Organism: Bombyx mandarina (wild silkworm)
Lineage: Eukaryota; Metazoa; Arthropoda; Insecta; Lepidoptera; Bombycidae
Cellular component (GO): membrane
Source: RefSeq, a predicted model, not a curated record